AUGAUCCCAAUGUUUACUUACCUAGUUACACCAACUCUUUCAACCUUGCCAGGCCUUAAAGGACAAGCCGCUGUCGCCGAGUCUUUCUGGUCGAAGGAAGAACUUCAGCAUUUUAUGCUGCUUUUUGGGGAUUUCCUUUUGGAUCCCAGCAAAAAAGAUUUAGUUGAGAAAUACUUUCUCGAAAAAAUCAGGGACGAGACAAAUUCGUCCAACCAAAUAAAGAGUCAGGUUUUGGAAACUCCACCAGCAAGUGAUAGGGAGAACUUCAGUAGUUCUGACAGCGAUCUGGACUCGGAUGUUCCCCUUCCACAAGCUCAGAGUCCUCAAUCUGAGCUCAUUGAAUCUUCUGCUGAAGAUUCCUUUUUGGAAAUAGUAGAUGAGACGGUGAAACUCGAUGUGUCACCAAUCGUUGAAGAAUCUACUAAUCAGCACCAGCAGCUCAGCAAGAAUGCAAGAAAGAGAGAGAAGCGCAAACAGAAGAGAGAUCUUAAAAGGCAGCUCAAGAAGGAACGCCAUGAGGAGUAUUUGAAGCAGCCAUUUAAGCUAACUCUGUGUGCAAAGAAGAGAAAAUUGGCACUUGAGAGAAAAAAUCAUGAAGACGAGUUGCUCAGAUGCCAACAGAUCAAAAGCUCUCCCUCUGUGUUCUCUGAGGAAAGUGAGAAAGCUGUGUUGCCCGGAAAUCAUCUACAAGUGUCGGCUUUCUCCUACUGCCACCCUUUGAGAAAGCUUGAUCGCUAUUACAAAGAGAUCAUUUCCCUUUUAGACUUUUACAACUACCACGAGAACCUUCGCCUCGUUCACAAACUUUUGAGUCAAGGCUGUCAGCAAGGGUUCAUGACUCGUGUAAGAAGUCUCGAAUCGACUUUCAUCAUCAACGAGGUCCACGAGGAGAUUGAUGACUUUGAUGACAUAUUGAAUGAAGGGUCUAGCUUGCUUUCUGAUGGAAAAGAUGUCUCAGAGCCAGAAGAGAAAGUGCAAGACGUAGGUGACGCAGAAGAGAAAGUGCAAGAGGCUGCCCAUGACCAAGUACAUAAAGAAGUCGAGUUAAAGAAGGUGCAAGAAGAAGUUGGGCAACAGGAGAAGCCUGCCCAGAAGUCUAGAAAACGGAGGUCGGGAAAGAAGAAGCAAGGAAGCAAAGACUACUCCGCUCAAACACAAACCGCUUCCAAAAUCAGGAAGGAGAAGAAGAGGGAGGCGGAGAGAAAGAAGAGGUUUCCCAAUGCCGGUAAGUCUCAUGUGGUCGUCAGACCUUUUGCUACCAGUGCAGCUAUGAGCAAGCCUCAGCCAGUUGAGAAGUACAUUCUUCAGUAG
Messenger RNA from Candidozyma auris, 1311 nucleotides. RefSeq lists its product as uncharacterized. The transcript has a single exon. NCBI's taxonomy places the organism in Eukaryota, Fungi, Ascomycota, Pichiomycetes, Serinales, Metschnikowiaceae. The coding region runs from base 1 to 1311 and encodes 436 amino acids. The record is from RefSeq and is a predicted model, not a curated record.